AUGUCUCGGCAACUCAGCAUGGACACGGUGCGGCAGAACUUCUGGAAGGAGGAAUACCUGAGGGAGAAGAUGUUGCGCUGCGAGUGGCACCACAAGUACGGGUCCCUGGUGAAGGCCAAGCAGAAGGCCAAGGCUGCAGCCCGCCUGCCCCUCAAGCUGCCAACCCUGUCCCCCAAAGCCCCACUCUCACCCCCACCCGCCCCCAAAGCAGUUCCUUCCAGGGCCUCCAGCCCCGCCUUGGAGGCUCCUAUUCAGUCAGAGAUGUACCCAGUCCCGCCUGCCACCCGGGCCCUGCUGUACGAAGGCAUCUCCCACGACUUCCAGGGCCGCUAUCGCUACCUCAGCACCCGAAAACUGGACAUGCCAGAGAAACGCUACCUCUUUCCCAUCACCACCAACUUCACAUAUGGCUGGCAGCUGGGCCCCCCAGUGAAGCAAGAACUGGUCUUCUGCAAGAUGUGCCGCAUUGAAUCUUUCUUCCGCAAGAAUGGGGCCUUCGCGCUCCUUGAUCCCCGGGAUUUGGCCCUCUGA
Molecule: messenger RNA, 531 nt
Organism: Rangifer tarandus platyrhynchus (Svalbard reindeer)
Lineage: Eukaryota; Metazoa; Chordata; Mammalia; Artiodactyla; Cervidae
Source: the annotation of a GenBank genome assembly